Messenger RNA from Erinaceus europaeus (western European hedgehog), 2400 nucleotides. RefSeq names its product calmegin (gene CLGN). Gene Ontology annotation, molecular function: calcium ion binding. The record is from RefSeq and is a predicted model, not a curated record. Lineage: Eukaryota; Metazoa; Chordata; Mammalia; Eulipotyphla; Erinaceidae. The coding region runs from base 81 to 1958 and encodes 625 amino acids. The transcript has 15 exons. Gene Ontology annotation, biological process: protein folding. Gene Ontology annotation, cellular component: endoplasmic reticulum membrane; endoplasmic reticulum.
GGGGCUGGGGGCUUGAACCGGGUCCUGUAACAUGUGCACUCAAGCAAGUGCACCACCAUCCAGACCGCCAUCACCCUGGUAUGAGCAAGGCAGCCAGUAUGCGUGUUCACAGCUUCUGGCUGUGCUGGAGCCUUCUGCUAAUCUCAGUCAGUGCGGAGCAUGUGGACGAUGGCACUGAGGUGGAAGGCUUUGAAGAAAGCUCGGAACGGAUCCCUGUUAAGGAAGGUGAACUCUACCCAGAGAUUAAAUAUAAAACACCAGAGCCAACAGGAGAAGUCUAUUUUACAGAAACUUUUGAUAGUGGAAAGUUGGUUGGGUGGGUGCUAUCAAAAGCACAGAAAGAUGAAGCAGAUGCAGAGAUCUCUAUAUAUGAUGGAAGAUGGGAAAUAGAAGAACUAAAAGAAAACGCAGUGCCCGGCGACAGGGGGCUGGUCCUGAAAUCGAGAGCCAAGCACCACGCGGUGGCUGCUGUGUUAGCAAAGCCCUUUAUCUUCGCUGAGAAACCCCUGGUAGUUCAAUAUGAAGUAAAUUUUCAAGAUGGUAUUGAUUGUGGAGGUGCAUACAUUAAACUUCUAGCAGACACUGAUGAUUUGAAUCUGGAAAACUUUUACGAUAAGACGUCCUAUACCAUUAUGUUUGGGCCGGAUAAAUGUGGCGAAGAUUACAAGCUGCAUUUUAUCUUCAGACACAAACACCCCAAAACGGGAGUUUUUGAAGAAAAGCACGCCAAGCCUCCGGACGUCGACCUCAAGAAGUUCUUCACCGACCGGAAGACCCACCUCUACACCCUGGUGCUGAGUCCAGAUGACACCUUUCAAGUGCUCAUCGACCAAAUUGUGGUGAAUAAAGGAAGUCUGCUAGAGGAUGUGAUACCCCCUAUCAACCCUCCCAAAGAGAUCGAAGACCCCAGUGACCAGAAACCCAGCGACUGGGAUGACAGAGCCAAAAUCCCAGACAUCUCAGCCGUCAAACCAGAGGACUGGGAUGAAAGCCAACCUGCCCAGAUAGCAGAUACAAGUGUGGGGAAGCCCGAGGGCUGGCUGGACGACGAGCCAAGGUUCAUCCCAGACCCUGAGGCGGAGAAGCCCGAUGACUGGAACGAAGACAUGGACGGUGAGUGGGAGGCUCCUCGGAUCUCUAACCCAGCCUGCCACGUCGGGUGUGGCCCCUGGAGCCCCCCCAUGGUCGAUAACCCCAAGUACAAAGGCAUCUGGAGACCCCCGAUGAUAGACAACCCCGGCUACCAGGGAGUCUGGAGCCCUCGUAAAAUCCCCAAUCCAGACUAUUUUGAGGACAAUCACCCGUUCCUUCUCACUCCCUUCCGUGCCAUUGGCUUAGAGCUUUGGUCCAUGACCUCUGACAUCUACUUCGAUAACUUCAUUAUCUGCUCUGAAAAAGAAGUCGCAGAUCGUUGGGCUGCCGACGGCUGGGGGGUGAAGAUAAUGGUCGCAAAUGCUAACGAGCCUGGCAUAUUCAAGCAGCUGGUGGUCGCAGCUGAGGAGCGUCCCUGGCUCUGGCUCAUCUACCUAGUGACCACAGGGCUUCCCAUAGUGCUGGCCACUUCCUUUUUUUGGCCAAGAAAAGCAAAGCUUAUGUUAAACUGCCAGAAGAAAUAUGAAGAAGCAGAGUUUAAGAAAACGGACAUAAGCAAGCCACAAACAAAGGGAGCCCUGGAGCAAGAAGUGACAGUAGAGACAGAGACGGCAGCCCUGGAGAAGCCCCCUGACGUGGUGGAGGAAGAGCAGAAGCAGAGGGACGGUGUCACUCUCGAGAAAGAAGAGGAAGGAGAGCCUGAGGAAAAGAGUGAAGAAGAAAUUGAAAUCAUAGAAGGACAAGAGGAAAGCAAUAAGUCAAAUAAGUCUGGAUCAGAGGAUGAGAUGAAAGAAGCAGACGAGAGUACAGGGUCUGGGGACGGGCCCGUGAAGCCACUGCGCAAAAGGAAGGUACGAAAGGAGUGAGCCCAGCUCCCCAGAGAGGCCGGCGCUCGAGAGCCCCGUGCCAGAACUGGACCUGCCCCAGGCCGCACACCCCGGUCCUGGUAUUGAACACUUACUCCUUCGGACAGCUGCUUUAGGAAAAGAGAGAGAGAGAAAAAAAAAAAAAACCUUUGGCACUACCUGGCCUUUGAAUGCAAAGUAAAUGAAAGGUGACACAUUUCAUAUCGUAUCUACAAGACUGAUACCAUUAGAAGUUAUAGUUUUAAUAGUUUGGAGAAAGUUUUGGUUUGUACAGAGAGAAAGAGUAACCAGCCGACACCCCACAAUGGGAGAACAAGCAGUCACUGGGUUUCCCCAGAGGCGGCUGAGCUCCAUGUACCUGACCAUUCUACAUGGAAGCAGGACAGUGUGUUUUGCUGUACAGAGCUAAAUGCAAUAAAGUUUCUCUAUGGUUGGACUCUGA